AUGGCUGCGACGAUAUUGGACAACACUGCUAGGUUCGGUCUUGGCUCCUGGACAGCAAACUGGACAGCGUUUAAUGCGACUCAAUACAUUCCAUCUGCCAAAGAUCUCGCACUGGCGGGCCCGCGGAUGUUUAUGAAACUUGGUUCUUACCUCCCAGUCUCGGAAGCCGUGGAUAACCUCUUUGGGGUACGGAUAGGGGAACGUUUUAUACCAGAAGCUACAGGUGCGGGCGCAGGAAUAGUGGAAGCAGUUACGACAGCUGCAGCUUCUGCGAGGGACGUGGCGCAGACAGCGACGGAAAUACUGGUUGAGGUGGACGAGGAAACUAUCGGAAUCGCUUCCAAGUUCUCGAUGGAGGGUGCCAGGAGUUUAGGCAAUGUCUUUGGCUAUCUCACCAGUAAAUGGGCAGUUCUAUGCUUCUUCAUUGCUCUGGUCCUAAAUCGAUCCGCCAUCUUUGCCUCUAGUAGGAGGCCGAGCGUGUUCUUCCCGUGGAAGAUAAGGCUUCUCAUACGAAUAACCCCGAUAAUCCUCCUACUGUUCGAAUGCCGCGCGUUACUACAAUCUAUACAAUGUCAGACGUCUCCUGACUUCGCUAUGUUGCGCUGGGGAAAUGCGUCCAAGCAUUCAGACUUGAUGUUCAACCAAAAUGGAGGAUUCUUGCAUACGAUAAGCUCGACAAUAUUAUUUCGAUCAACGGAUGAAGAUUCAUGCCUUGCUGUCAAUAUGAUACCCCCAGUCUACACCAAAGAGGAGAGUAAGUCUAUGGAAGAGUCAGAGAAACCGCGUGUCGUUCUCACAGGAUCGCUCUCUCGUCUGUGGCCACUUUUCCAGACCUUUUGUCUCAGUCAAGUUGUCGAGACCAUUUCCUGUGCAGUUCAAGGCCGCUUAGUGUUGGCAGAAACAGGCAUGACCAUCUUCGAGCAUUCGUUGGCUUUCGCAGAGGCGGACGCAGCGAUUGGAAAUCAGCUAGGUUUUGGUUCUUUUGGUGGCACGAAGAUUGCUAAAACCUGGGCAAAUUCGUCAUCUACUUCUAGCAGUGAUUUUCAAGAAAUUGCUAUCACAAGAAAAAUGAUCAUGCAAAGAGUCAACACUGCUCCCGAAGUACUUUUGGUUGCUUUCCUGUCUGGUAUGAACCACUUGACGAGCCAUAUCCUCGCCAUAUUUAAUAUGCAGGGGAGAUUGCGACUCCUCAAUACCGGUUUCUGGGGGUUGGCAUUCAUGGCAUCGAUUGUUUGGGGCCUCUGGACUUUCUCCUUGGAUGACCUGUCUGCUCAGUCUCUGCUCAGGUUUCCGACUGUCUGCAUUGUGGGUUUCAUCCCACAUGUUGCCGUACUUUGUGGAAUCAUCUGUUGCAUGGCUAUAUACGGAGUUGCUCUGGUACUUUCUGCUUUAGCACCUCCUCCAAGCAAUAGAAUACCUGGUUUAGACCCAGAUGAUGAAGACGCGUUGCCCGAGCCCGGCUUCUUGGACAGAUUGAAGAAUGCCCAUGAGAAUAUGCAAGCGAGCGUUCCACUGUCCAGCAUUCGGGUGUCUAUGCACAUGGAUUUCUAUACUGCGCUCCUGAAGACUGGCUUCAGUAUCAUGACAAUGGCUGCGGAGGCGGUGUACUUAAAUGAGAGUCGUGGUGUCAACAUCAAAGAACGAACGUGGUUGGAAGAUGAUCGUCUCCGGGAGAUUGAGACUAUAGGCGCACAUUGGUUAGGUCCAAACUUCAGGCUUCGUGACCCAGAUGCGGAAUUUUCGGAUAACGUCGGACUCGUUGCCGCAAAAGACCAACCCAUGGACCUGUUACGAGAAUCGUCUAGUGGUUAUGCUAGAGAAAUCACAGCUCAGAAAAGAGGCGGCGUUCUGAAAGGGCACGAGCGGCCAAUCAGAGACGGGGUCGGAGCCACAGAGAGAAGUGGUCGAUGGAUCAUGGCAUUGGAGUUCUUUUUGGGUAUCAAUAGAUUGAUGCUCGGCUGGUGGGCGUCUAUAACACUCAGACUCAUGGAGCGAGCAGGUAUUGAUUAUCGCCCUCGAUUUCUGGUAUGGCUUACGCAAAGGCCCAAGGAGAAGGUCAACAAAGAUAAACGCGCUGAUAGCACUGAUCCUGAGUCUUUGAACUUCUGGCUGCUGAGUCUGGACGGGGAAUUGACCUUACCAAAAGACGAUCAUGUUGAUGUCGAGGCGGAGAUGAGGAAUCGAAUCCGGACUAGUGAUGGUUCUUGGAACGAUGCUCAAGAAGAGCAAUUAGGGUCGCAACUAUAUAAAUGGUGGCUUAGUGGAGGAUGGUGGGGUGCAGAUGAUAACAGUGGAGAAUUCAAAUCAGAGAUUGAAAACGACGAUGAUACCACCAGUGUUGUGUCGUUUGCGACCACGACAGAUAAUGACGAACAGGAGUGGGAGUCAGAACAAGAUGGUCAGAGAACGCCGACUCAAGGAUCGCCACAAUUUUCACGAGAGGGUACGCCAUUUACAGAUACGCCAUUGAACUCGGCCGAUCUUGCUCGACUCCUCAGUCCUCAGACCCCAGAGCAACGGGCAGAAGCCCAAACCCUCGCCGCUCACUUGUCCAGCAACAAUAUUGUCACUCGGUCUCGUUAUCGAGCGAUCGUCCAGAGGGAGCGCGCCAAGGUGCUGACAUCGACGUUACAUCGACCUGCAAAUCUACCAGCUGCCAGUCCAAUUCCUGGGCUCGAGGCGCAUCUGGCAUGGGCGAAGGUGGUCCGCAUUGUGUUGUUUGUCAGUCCAACCCCAGAAGCAUCAUUGUUUGGCCAUGUCGAUGCCUGA
Molecule: messenger RNA, 2769 nt
Organism: Glarea lozoyensis ATCC 20868
Lineage: Eukaryota; Fungi; Ascomycota; Leotiomycetes; Helotiales; Helotiaceae
Exons: 2
Coding region: 1-2769 (922 amino acids)
Biological process (GO): ubiquitin-dependent protein catabolic process; protein ubiquitination
Molecular function (GO): ubiquitin protein ligase activity
Source: RefSeq, a predicted model, not a curated record